ACCUGGAACAAAAAUUCCCGAACUUAAAAUUUUUUGAUGCUUUGCUAAAAAAUAUUGACAAAAUGUCAUUGCCGGCAGGAUGGGAUUGUUUGAAGCAGUCUAAAAUUCUCAUUUUUGUUUAUAUGAUUCAGCAAAACAAUUUCUCCUGCAGCAAAUUAAUAAUGGAUGAGGAGAUGAACAUUCGUGUCAAAAUAGGGGAAUUUGAGGCAAUGAAUUGCCCCAAAAAAAAUUGAACCACAGGAAAUUCCAAUCGCUUUGGAUGUAAUUUUGAAACUAAAACACUGCAGUGCACGCUUUGAAAAGUUUGUCUCCUUUUAAUAAAUAUUUCACUUAUAUGUAAUUAUAAUCUUAGUAUAUUUAACAAAUAAUUUAUUUAUUUAACGUGUUUACAGGCCAGAAGAGUGUUACGGGUUCGUUUUACCAAAAAUGAAAAAUUGCCCUGGACGACAAGCCGAAUUGUGUAAGCCAUGCAAAAAAAGAUGAAUCGCAGCCUCAGUUAAAAAAUGCAAGUCCAAAAAGAAAGGAAAAAAAACAUCAUUGUCAAAAGAAGACUGAGAAAUCGGUAUAAAAGCGUCAACCGCAGAAAUAAAAGACUUGAAAAAAAGUUGAAUAUGAUGAAGAAAAAAGUGGAAAUAUUGAGGGAAAAGUGCGCAACUAUAAAAGAAGAUGUUUUAAAAGAAUCAAUAUCUAAUCUUCCGAAAAAACAACAAACUGCAGUCAAAGCCUGUUUCGAAGCCUCAAAACUGAAAAAUAUUCGAAGCAUGAGAUAUACAACUGAUUGGAUAUACGAAUGUAUAUUACUUCGUAUAAAAAGCAAAAAGUUGUAUAGGCAGUUAAGAAAAGACAAGAUUUUGAUUCUACCAUCUCCAGAAACGUUGGCCAAGUAUCUUCGUCAUAUUAAAAGCACGUAUGGCUUUCAGGCUUAUAUAUUCGAAGGACUGAAAAAGAAAACGGCAUUUAUGGCACCAGAAAUUCGACGAGGUAAAAAAAUUAAAUUAAAUUAAAACGAAAAUUGAAAUACAUCACAAUUGAUUUUGUUUA
Molecule: messenger RNA, 1041 nt
Organism: Leptopilina boulardi
Lineage: Eukaryota; Metazoa; Arthropoda; Insecta; Hymenoptera; Figitidae
Exons: 3
Coding region: 504-1004 (166 amino acids)
Source: RefSeq, a predicted model, not a curated record